CGGCCUGUUUGUCAGGGCAGACUACACUAGUCCAUUUCUCCUGGCGGCUUGUACAGAGUUGAUCCUCGCGUGCGUGUUUUAGAACCGCCAAGUUGCGGCAGAAAGGUCUCAAAAAGGAGGUCUGUGUUCAGAUGCAGUUCAUGCUUCUGUUCAGUCGCCAGGGCAAGCUGAGGCUCCAGAAGUGGUACGUGCCUCUGUCAGAUAAGGAGAAAAAGAAAAUCACCAGGGAGUUGGUGCAGACCAUCCUGGCCCGCAAACCCAAGAUGUGCAGCUUUCUGGAGUGGAGAGAUCUCAAGGUGGUGUAUAAAAGGUAUGCGAGCCUGUACUUCUGCUGUGCCAUCGAAGAGCAAGACAACGAGCUCAUCACCCUGGAGAUCAUCCACAGAUACGUGGAGCUGCUGGAUAAAUACUUUGGCAGCGUCUGUGAGUUGGACAUCAUUUUCAACUUUGAAAAGGCCUACUUCAUUUUGGACGAGUUCCUGUUGGGCGGGGAAGCUCAGGAGACCUCCAAGAAGAAUGUGCUGAAGGCCAUAGAGCAGGCAGACCUGCUGCAGGAGAAUAUAGACUCUCAGACGCGCCUGUUUGCAGGUAUGAUGGUCCCAAAUAUGGCCUCAGAGUCCUCAGGACUCUUUCAGAAUCAGGCCAUUUGAGCCCCGUCAUGAGUACUUUACUGUGCCUGUGUACUGACUGGCUGCCGCCACUGCUGCUGCUGCUGCUGCUGCUGCUGCUUUCCACCAUCAUGCAUGCUGAGCUCCUCAGUGCCUGGCACCUGUCUUUCCCUCUCAGUCUUCUGCUGGGGAUGUUUUUUUUCUUUUUUUUUUUAAACCUGAGAGUCAUGGUACAAUAGUGUCACAAGAGUGUACUUUCAUCUGAUCCAGAUUAGAUUUGUGUUUAUGAACAAUGAUGCUAUUGACACUGUCAUGCACCAUACUCAUUGCACUAGUUUAUGUUUUUAAUGGUUUUCAGUGAAGAUUUUUAACCCACCUUUCGGAGGAAAAUUAGGAUUUUGGCUCUUUAGUUUGCAGUCAAACACUUAUCCUGAAUCCUAAUUCACAGAGUUCAGGUUUAGAUUGCAUUCCAAAUAGGGAAGCACUGUUUUCUCGGAGCAGGAGACCUGAAGCAGAACCACUGCUUAUCUGCAUUGACAGUAGUUUAGGUAGCAACCAGGCAUCAUGGCUGUAAAGGUUUUUCCCCCCGCACUGUCUCUCGAACAUUGCGUCUGAUGGAUAAGCUCAUGAUGGAAAGGAGUUCGAUCAUUCAACUAAAACCUACUGUUCAAUGAAAAGACUUCAAGUGGUUUUGUUUAAACUGAGAUCGUGGUGGUUGUCGUUGCUUAACUUACCUAGAUGUUUUUGCAACUAAAUAUGCUGAAAUCGUUGCCUAUGCUCAGAGAGCUGAAGCUCAACUACAUCUACCGCACUUUAAUGUUGAGCGGUGCGACCAGCAUCACUUGUCUUCAGCAUGUCUGGAUUUGUCUGGAGAUGAACCCUGGUCCAGUAAAUCAAAGGGAGUCCCAGUCAAGGCCACGAUGGAAGGUGUUUUCUGUGAGGGAGAAAUGGGAGCUGGUAUUACCUCUGUCAUAAUCUACGAUUACCUUUUGGUCCAGUUUGGAUUUCAGGGGCAGAGUCAAUUUAAAAAAGUAAUCUAGCGCUCAAAUUUUGCAAAAAUAUUUAACGGUUUUUUUUAAAUCACGUUUGCCGUUUGCAGAUUUGAUUAUGAUGCACUGUCUCGCACAGAACGUACCAUUAACAUAGUGAAGUACAAUUGAAAUUGGCUUCAUAAUUUAAUAAUCGUGUGGAUGUAGUGGUAAAAUAAGUACAGUAGUCACUGUUACUUCAUUUCGAAUGCAGUUAAGGCCUUUAAACAUUAAAGGCUGAACCUGAAACCCUGCUGAUGCCAAUAAUCUCUGUGCUCUUGAGAUAGUUUUUUUUACUCGACUUACUACGUAUUUAUGAAAAGUCUGCCCCCUGUUGGACUGGUGGUGUACGGCAUUUUGUUCUUGCAUUCAACUGCUGAAUGCUGAGAGCGUCUUCAUCUGGUAAUAAAGAGAAUUUAAGAGUCUUGUGCUUUAGUUUCCAUCACUUUGUCUUCUCUUUAAAUAGAUGUUUAUGAAAAUGUAUACACUAACCACUGGGUUACACUUUGAUGGGGCAGCAAGUUACCAGCUUAUACCUGGACUUUUUAAGCAUCAGGAGCUACUGAAGCUGCAACUGCUCCACUUGCUCUUCCUUGACCCACUUCUGACCUUUCAUAAGCAACCAGGUCAUGUAUUACAGCCUGGACCAAGGUAGGUCGCAAGACAGUGGUCAACCAAUUCAUUUUAGUUUUUGAGAGCUUUUGAAGUUUUCUACUGAAAUGAUUUUGUCUCAAGUAGGUUUUGUGAGACACAUACUUUUUCCCAUAAAAUACUGGCAGGAUACUCAAAACAUGUAAUAGUUAUAAUUAGCUCCAUAAAUUAUAACAGAUUGGUACUCGAUAUGAUAUGAUUCUUAUUUAAGUUCAUUUUCUUUUUUUUAUCAAAAUAUAUGAAUUGGUCUUCAUGGUAGAUAAAUAAAUUGCUUCACAUGUAUUAAAUUACUUGGCUUUAUUUGAAAUAACCGUUGAGUUAAUCUAUUUUAGACAAAUUUUAUCUCUUUAUUUACAUUUAUUUAAGAGGAAAUUUGCAGUGUCCUACAUGUUUUCUCAUUGUUUAGUAUAUGUAUUAAACUCUGAAUCGGAGUAUUAAAAUACAACAGAGUCCGUUAAAUGAGUUGGCAUGGAAUUGUUUUUUUUUUUCUUUUUGUGAACUGGGUGAUGUAGAAAGGUUGCUUUUCUUUCUUAAGUGUCAUGUACAAGUUAGUAUGUAUUUACCCUCUUUGGCUGGAGUGGGGAACAGUCGAGAGUUGAUCUCAAAUAAUAAUUUCUUUUUCUUUAAGUAAUUACUAGUUGGCAUUGCUUAUAUUGCUAAAACAAUUUUAUACCAUUUAAAUAUUGAUACAAAAGCUUAUCUAAUCUAAUAUAGUGUAAUCUAAUCUAACAGUGAAAACAAAUGCAUAUGCAGAGUAAAAAAAAAACACAUUUACUUCUGAUUAUUGCCUUAAAAUAAUCAGUAAGUAAAUGCGCUUUUGGACUGAGAACUACAUGUUUCCCCCGGGCCGCACUUUGCCCAGGUCUUUCUUCAAAGAAACUAUACACUUUCUGCCGUCAGCAAUGAUAAGCUCACAGAUUCCUAAGUACGACUGGAGCUUCAUUACAAUGUUAAUAACUGUUGCUGCCAUAGUUGUUGAGCACACAACUACAGCUGACCGUCCAUGUAAUUGCAUGUAACAUCUGCUUUGUAAAAAUGGCAGCAUGAUGGUCAAGGUCUGUUGUGCACUUGUCAUCAUUUGUCUCAGUACAGUUGUGGUCCGU
Messenger RNA from Synchiropus splendidus (mandarinfish), 3390 nucleotides. Its product is annotated as AP-1 complex subunit sigma-2. NCBI's taxonomy places the organism in Eukaryota, Metazoa, Chordata, Actinopteri, Syngnathiformes, Callionymidae. The transcript has 8 exons. Gene Ontology annotation, cellular component: intracellular membrane-bounded organelle; AP-1 adaptor complex; membrane coat. Bases 132 to 650 code for a protein of 172 amino acids. Gene Ontology annotation, biological process: vesicle-mediated transport; intracellular protein transport. Gene Ontology annotation, molecular function: clathrin-cargo adaptor activity. The record is from RefSeq and is a predicted model, not a curated record.